This is a messenger RNA of Daldinia caldariorum, 885 nucleotides long. RefSeq lists its product as uncharacterized. The record is from RefSeq and is a predicted model, not a curated record. The transcript has 3 exons. Bases 1 to 885 code for a protein of 294 amino acids. NCBI's taxonomy places the organism in Eukaryota, Fungi, Ascomycota, Sordariomycetes, Xylariales, Hypoxylaceae.
AUGAGCCUCGUUGGGAUGAACUUUUGGCCGCAGGGCAAUACUAUGCUUGUAGCCUUUCCUCAGUUCAGCUUGCUUCCCCAGCAUAUCCAAGACCACAUUUGGCAGCUUAUCAUGGAAGCACGCAAGCCUCACCACGUCAUCCUCCAGGAUGGUUUUAAACAUUGCCAGCCUGUUCCGGCAAUUGCCCAUGUCUGCCGGGCUGCACGAGAGAUUGCCUUUCAGAACGGCGGAAUCUUCCGGCUCGGAAACGGCACACCCACCUGGUUCAACCCCGAGAAGGACUUUAUCUUCUGGGACUCUGAGCGUAACUUGGGCCAGUUGUCUAGCAAAGUUCAGAAUCUGAUCAUGCCCUUUUAUAGGGAUAGCGGCUUCAAUACCCUUUGCGACAUAUUCGAGGAUCUCUUCGAAGGGGGAAUCCCGAGCUCGCUCCGUUCCGUCUACAUCGCCACGGAGCAGAUGUCCGAAAGCGACUUUUGGAACUCCUACGGCGUCGCUAACUUCUUCGGUGACGAGCCUAUCCUAGCGCCCACUCUCAACCAAUUCGACCCUCUCAUCGGCCGUGUCGAAGCUGUCCAGCAGUGGCUGCGCCAUGAAUCGCUUGCCCGGUGGCGGCGGCAGCGGAUGACGAACUUCGACGACUCGGAGGAAUGGCAGGACCAUGCCGGCGAGGUCCUGCAUGCUUGGAUUUACACUUCAGGCCUCUUUAGCGACGCGAUCAAAGACGCCGAUUUUGAUGAUUUCGAGAACGAGGUCUUGAUGCACCCCGAAGGAGGCUCCUGGUGGGAAUUCUUCGCACGCAGAGGCCCCUCCAUCUACCCCACCGCGGUGUUCAUGAGGCUGGACAACGCGACACUGGUCACCGACGUUGAUAUGGCCAACUAUUAG